AACGUCAGUUCGAUCAGUUUUCUUUUUGCUCACCCACCACUGGUCGUGUCGUCGUCAGGUGUAUCUCUCGCUGGAAAUAUUAUCGUACGAUUUUUGAACCUAGUUUUCGGUGCCGUGUGCGUUUAAAUCGGAUCGAUUUUCUCGGUGAAAUUUACCGCCGCGUUGCGCUGUUCCUGCUGGCAAGUUGAAUCCCACCCUUCAUCAUGUGGCAAUGGCCAAAUUCAGCGGAACAUUCGAUCUGAAAGAGCCUCCACCAUGGCAAAACUGCUGCUACUGUAAUGGUCCUCCUGCUACUUCUGCCAGUUCUACGUCGACGUCUUUUCCUGCUGCUGCUUCCACCUCCGUCGCGACGUCUUCAAAUCCCCGUCAGCAGCCUCAGCUACAGAUACAACAACAGAGUCAGCAGUUACUUUCUUUCAAAUCGCCAGCCGAUUUCGUAAGACACCUUCGCCAGCACCACUGUACUGUGGAAGGAGGGUCCUACGUGUGUCGUUAUGGCUAUAACGAGGUCUGUGCAUCGCUUCCACUGGACGGAGUCAGUGAUAGGGAUUACGAAAUGCACGUCAAUCGCUGCCACGUGAACCAGCAACAGAAAGAGUCCCAGAUCAAGUGGUCGGUAUUCUCGGCGGCUCAGAACCUGCCAGCAGUGCUAAACGAUCCCAGCCGUAGCAAGCAGACUCACUUCUUUACCAAAAAAUGGGGCGAUGCCUUUGUGGAGCAUCAAUCGAUCGGAACGUCACCGCAGCUGCCCGACAUCAAAUGGGACCAUUUUGAUUUCUAUCUGAAACGGAUCGGUAAACGCUAUCGGGUCCACAAUCGAAUAGCGAAAACUGCCCUUCCGAGUAGUACUAGUCAAGGCCAACAGCCGGUCGUGAGUGAUCGUCUACCGAAUGGGGCCAUCGCCAAUCUGAAAGACAUUCCCGAGGUGUUUCUGAAGCACAACUUGGAACUGCACAGCCCGGCCUCGUUUGCGGCGGUCUUUCCCGGCAUCGGGAACGAUGGUGAACAAGCGAAACAGUCGAGCCGCUUACUGCAGGAAAAGCUUAGUCACUAUUUGGAUAUAGUGGAGGUGCUGAUAGCGAAGCAGGUUGCCGAAAAAUCAUCUGCAUUCUUCCAUGCAAUGACCUCUCAGGACGCCAUCAUGGAACAGAUGCGGGAGGCCACGACCCUCGUAUCGAGACUUCGCUCCCGCCUUAAGCUGAUCGACGAUACCAUCAUCCGCGAGUCGCUGCAAAUCAUCAGUCUGGAGAGGGUCCGUUCCAACAAUAACAUCGUCCUGGAGCGCCUGAAGCUGAUGUCUACGGUCCAUCAGACCCAGCCGAUGAUUCAGUUGCUUUUGAGCACCCAGGACUACGUGGCAGCGCUGGAUUUGAUCAGCACGACGCAGGAAAUUCUGAGUCAGGAACUGGUCGGGAUACAUUGCUUCCGGCACCUUCCAUCGCAGCUAACGGAGAUGGAACGGCUGAUCGAUAAAAUGUUGACGACAGACUUCGAGCGAUAUUCGACGUCUGAUUUGAACCGUCCCUUCGCGGGGGACAACGGGGUGGUCGAGAAGGUGUUGGAUGAAGAUAAGUUAAUUUGUAUUAUUUCGGGGCUGUUGAGAAAGCGAAACUUAGAUUUCAUAGAUACCUACAAACAGGAAGCGAUUACAACUGUUCGGGCCAUUGUGAAACAGAUGGUGAUCGAAGUCAUCGCUUCCGGGGAUGCGGAAGUGUGCUUAACCGGAGCAGGAGAGGAAGCGCAGAGUUUGUCCCUAUCGGAAUGGAUCGUGCUGUUGGAAACGGCAACGGUGACAUUGCUGAAGCUGCUGAGACGAGUACGAUCCGUGCAUGAUGUAAUGCAGCAGACGGCCGACGCAAGUGCUGGGAAAAUAACGGAUGACGUGAGUUUCAUAGAUACCGAAGCAUUCCUCUGUAUGGAAGACUACGAAGUGGUCAAGGCAAAGUUGGCCAAUUUAUUGCAAAGUGUUUGCAAUUAUUGUCACGAACGGUGCGCCAAUUUGGUAUCGAACCAGAGUCUGGAGAAAAGCUCCGUCAGCGCGGAUCAGAUAGCGAAGCUAACGGAAAUAGUAGAACGUUUUAGCGAUGGUUGUGAAGAAGUUUGUGGGAUACAAAGUGUCCCACUGAAGUUGGCAUUGCGAGCUCAAGGCACUAGAUACGCCCAAAAGUUCCACGCGGAGCGGAAAUCGAAAAUGGCUUUGCUUCUGGACAGUGAACGAUGGAAACAAGCUGAGGUUCCUGCGGAGUUCCAGAAGAUGGUGGAAAGCAUUUCCAAAGGAGUAUUCGUGUGGAACAAAGGUCCUGAAGUGAAUGGUACUCCAAUUUCGUCGCCUGCCCCACAAGCCGUUCUGAUGGUAGACGGACAACCGUUUGCAUUGGUUGGGGCAGCUCUGCUUUUAGUGCAAAUCGUAAGUGAAUAUUGUCGAUGCGCUUCUCAAUUACCCGUAAUCGCUUCGCAAUUGGCUCGUAACGUUAUUGACCUCUUGAGGACAUUUAACUCUCGUUCUUGCCAGCUAGUACUCGGAGCUGGCGCCUUACACGUGGCCGGUCUGAAAACAAUUACCAGCGGUAACCUUGCCCUUGUGUCUCGCGCUCUUCAACUAGUCCUUUGGCUACUGCCACACGUCAAACGUCAUUUCCAAUCCCUAGAACCAAAUGGAACCUCAACCGGCUCGACGACGAUCCUUACUGGGUACGAUUCCAUCGAGAAGGAUUUCGCUUCCCACAUUAAGGAGAUAGAGAAUAAAGUGUUGGCCAUCGUUUGCGAUCUUGUCACCAAUCAGAUGGCCAACUGGGACGCACGUCCUCCAGUCCCAUCACAGUCAUUCCGUAACAUUAGCCGGCAGUUUGUGAAACUGCACGAAGCGAUUGCGCCAAUUUUGCCCCAGAAACAGGUAGCUACCAUCUACCGGGUGGUACACAAGAACUUCAAGGACAAACUCCGGGAACAGCUGCUGCGGAACAACAUCACCAACAAUGGAGGUCCCCAGCACGGAACCGUCGUGUCCGAGUUGACCUUCUACAUGGAAACACUGCGAACGUUGAGGGCGAUGCCGGCGGAAGAACUGCGCGAUGAAACGUUGGAUGAUAUUUGGUUGAAGUAGAAAUGUGCACGUGGGACUUGAUUUUCUUUUGGGGGAUAAAUUUUGUGUUUUGGUCAGUUUAGCUAUGUUUCCGCUCCAUAGAAGUACCUCAUCAUAGAUUUUUUAAAAAUCUUCAUUUUACAAAGUAUUGCUUUUUAGACUAGAGGUCCGCUUCUGAUGAUGAUUAUAUUUUAUGUUUAAAUGUGUUGUAGGCGUUAAAUGGGUUGCAAGUCUAUUUCGAUUCAAAAAAUGUUGAUUAUGUUUUACAAUGCCUUUAAAAAAUGAAAAAAAAAACAUUUAUUUUUCGAUUAUCUGUUUUUAAACUGGAAUGCAAUUUGUUCGUGUACUUUUUUUUUUUAAAUUUUAAAUUGGGUCCAAAAAAAUAUUGAAACGAUGUCCUAUUAAUCAAGUUAUCAAAACAAGUGGCUGUCUUAUUGAGCUUAUUUGCAUUUUCUUGUUGUUUUUCGUUCGCAUAGUAAUUACGAGCAUUUUUCAACUUAGUCAAUCUAUUGCCAUUGAAUCCUUUGUUAAAUAUUAUGUUUCUUUUAUAUUUUGGUCAAGUCCACGAAAACACAUCUUUGUCAUGGAAAGUAUAACUUUUGUCGAUAACUUUACUACAACUAGCACGUUGUAUGGAUAGCUUA
Molecule: messenger RNA, 3726 nt
Organism: Aedes aegypti (yellow fever mosquito)
Lineage: Eukaryota; Metazoa; Arthropoda; Insecta; Diptera; Culicidae
Gene: scat
Product: vacuolar protein sorting-associated protein 54
Exons: 3
Coding region: 212-3103 (963 amino acids)
Biological process (GO): Golgi to vacuole transport; retrograde transport, endosome to Golgi
Cellular component (GO): GARP complex
Molecular function (GO): syntaxin binding
Source: RefSeq, a predicted model, not a curated record